AUGGCGGGCGGCUCCGAGGACUACGACCACCUUUACAAGAUCAUCCUUGUGGGCGAUGCGACCGUCGGCAAGACGCACUUGCUCUCGCGUUACAUUCGAGGAACUCUCCCGAAGUCCCCCAAGGCGACGAUCGGCGUCGAGUUCGCCACCCGCACUGUGCCACUCGCGGUCGGCGGCACCGUCAAGGCGCAGAUUUGGGACACUGCAGGUCAGGAGCGCUACCGCAGCAUCACGAGUGCGCACUAUCGCCGCGCGGUCGGGGCGCUGCUGGUGUAUGACAUCACGCGGAAGUCCACGUUCCUGAAUGCAUCCAAGUGGCUCGAGGAGCUGCGACAGAAUGCGGAGCCCGACAUCGUCAUCAUGAUGGUCGGCAACAAGCUCGACUUGGUCGAAAAAGAUCCUAGCGCGAGAGACGUCCCGUACGAGCUCGCGGCGAAGUUCGCGCAGGCGAACGGGCUGUACUUCAGCGAGGCGAGCGCCGUGACUUCGUUCAACGUGAAGCACAUCUUCGAGAACUUGCUGCAAGAGAUUUACAACCAGCGCACCCAGGGAGGCAAGCACAGCGGCGGUGCGAACGGCCUGGAGCCACCGGUCCUCGGAGGCGGCGUUCACCUCGCCUCCAGUGGGACAUACAACCGAAACGCAGCGCCGGGCGGCUGCUGCGCGAAUUAA
This is a messenger RNA of Besnoitia besnoiti, 672 nucleotides long. RefSeq names its product Rab11b. Lineage: Eukaryota; Apicomplexa; Conoidasida; Eucoccidiorida; Sarcocystidae. The record is from RefSeq and is a predicted model, not a curated record. The coding region runs from base 1 to 672 and encodes 223 amino acids. The transcript has 3 exons. Gene Ontology annotation, cellular component: endosome. Gene Ontology annotation, molecular function: GTP binding; GTPase activity.